AUGACGAGCUCAAAGGAGCUUCCUCCGGUUGUGGAGUUACUGUCACAGCUCAUGUCAGUCGAAAGCACCAGCGACGAAGAGCUUGAAGUUGGCAUAUUUUUGGAAGACUACAUGAAAGUUCUUGGGUAUACGGUUGAGAGAAUUGCCAUUGCACCGGGCUCAACACGACACAAUGUCUAUGCAUAUUUGGGCGCUAAGCGGGAGGCGCGCAUCCUGCUAACCUGUCACAUGGACACCGUACCGCCCCACAUCCCGCUAUCAAUCGACUUAGACGCAGGAAUAGUAAGAGGUCGUGGAGCUUGUGACGACAAGGGCCCGAUGGCCGCUCAAGUCCUGGCAGUCGAAGACCUUCGAAAGGAAGGAAAGAUCAAAGAUGGGGAUAUCAGUUUCCUAUUCGUCGUGGGCGAAGAGAAGGGAGGCCCCGGGAUGAUCGCUGCCAACGAUAUGGGCUUGACUUGGGAGGCUGGCAUCUUCGGAGAACCUACUGAGGGAAAGCUCGGAACAGGCCACAAGGGUCAUGUUGUGUUCGAGUUGACGGCGACCGGCAAGGCUUGUCACUCGGGCUACCCUCAUCUAGGAAGCAACGCCAUCUCGCUAUUGAUCAAAGCCAUGAGCAAACUGGAAACAUCAGAUUGGCCCGUUUCAGAUCUCCUCGGUCCCUCGACCUUCAAUAUGGGCAAGAUCGAAGGCGGAGCCGGUUAUAAUGUUGUUGCUGCGGAGGCGAAGGCCCUCUGUGCGGUUCGGGUAGCUGCCGAUUUACCCCAGAUCAAGAAACAGAUUGCGAGUGUGGUGCAAGAAUUUCCGGGAGUUGAAGUUGACUUCAAAUUUGAAUACCCCGAAACUCUGCUAGACUUCGACUUUGACGGGUUCGAGUCCGCGCCAGUUAGUUACGGAACAGAUGUUCCGAGACUCAAAGGGUCGCAUAAGAAGGUGCUCUACGGACCGGGUACAAUUUUGGUCGCUCAUGGGAAGGACGAGCAUGUCAUGAUCGAUGAACUGUUGGAAAGUGUCGAUGGAUACAAGAAGCUUGUACUCAACUUCCUAUGA
Molecule: messenger RNA, 1047 nt
Organism: Colletotrichum gloeosporioides
Lineage: Eukaryota; Fungi; Ascomycota; Sordariomycetes; Glomerellales; Glomerellaceae
Product: Peptidase M20 domain-containing protein
Exons: 2
Coding region: 1-1047 (348 amino acids)
Molecular function (GO): hydrolase activity
Source: RefSeq, a predicted model, not a curated record